Molecule: messenger RNA, 681 nt
Organism: Orbilia oligospora ATCC 24927
Lineage: Eukaryota; Fungi; Ascomycota; Orbiliomycetes; Orbiliales; Orbiliaceae
Exons: 2
Coding region: 1-681 (226 amino acids)
Biological process (GO): carbohydrate catabolic process
Cellular component (GO): extracellular region
Molecular function (GO): cutinase activity
Source: RefSeq, a predicted model, not a curated record
AUGAAGUUCCAAGUCAUCAUCUCUACUCUCGUCGCUCUCGCCGCCGCCGUCCCAACUCCAGUUGACACUGAAAUCGGACUCGAGAAGCGACAGCUUAUUGUUGGCAUUACUGAGAAUGAAUACACCAGAAGCGGAUGCAAGCCUGUCAUCUUUUUCUUUGCGAGAGGUUCGACUGAAGUCGGAAACUUGGGCUCUACCGUUGGACCGCCAACUGGACAGGGAUUGAAGAACGCCUUUGGCGCAACCAAAGUCGCAGUUGAGGGAAUCGACUACGCCGCUCUUCUCUCCACCAACUUCCUUCCAGGCGGCGCCGAUCUUGCUGGAAUUGCGGAGAUGCGUGCCCUCUUCAAUGAUGCUGCUUCCAAAUGUCCAGACUCGAUCCUCGUCGGAGGUGGUUACAGUCAGGGAGCUGCUCUUACUCACCGAGCCGUGGAAAACCUCUCCGCUGCUGUUAAGGCUAAGAUUGCUGGUAUCGUCACUUAUGGAGAUACUCAAAACUUGCAAGAUCGCGGCCGCAUCCCUAACUUCCCAACUGAGAAAACCAAGAUCAUCUGCAACGUUGGAGACGCUGUCUGCUCUGGUACCCUCACCAUUCUCCCAGCCCAUCUCGACUACGUUCGAAGAGUCCCAGAGGCUGUCAGCUUCUUGACCGCCAGAAUCAGAGCUGCCGGUCUUUCUUAG